Molecule: messenger RNA, 762 nt
Organism: Cloeon dipterum
Lineage: Eukaryota; Metazoa; Arthropoda; Insecta; Ephemeroptera; Baetidae
Exons: 3
Coding region: 41-514 (157 amino acids)
Source: RefSeq, a predicted model, not a curated record
UGUUGCUCGAUUAUUGGAUCUAAUUUAGUCUGUGUCCGUGAUGCUUCGAAAGCUGCUGCUCGCGUGUCUGCUCGCCAACGUCGUCCUCGGCUUUGUCGACGAUGGGCAGUUAUCGUUCCGUAACAAAACCUACAUAAUUGGCAGCAAGAAAUUCUCUUGGUACAAAGCUUUCACUUACUGUGCAGAAAAAGGGAUGCACUUGCUCAAUCUCGAGUCGAUAAACAGCAACAAGUGGCUCACGAAUUACCUUGACGUGAAAAUCCACCUUGGUGACAUGCGGGAUGACUUGGUACCGCCGUACUGGGUUUCGGCUUUUUGCGAGCAAAAGUCUGGAAGAAUCAGGUGGGUGACACCUGAGGUGCAGCCAAGCGGCCAGGAACCUAUCGCGUGCACUGCCCUGGGUAAGGAUGAACAAAGUUGCAUUCUCAUCUACAACAACCACGCCGAGCACACGAUGGACAAGUUUGACGUCUCGCCCUGCUACAACUUGUCAAGUUUCAUUUGUGAAAAUUAAUUUUUACAAAAAGUCACAUAAUGAGAGUGACCCUAAUGCUAAUAAUAAAUGUAAUGAAAUAUACCCUUGUUGCCUGAAAUUUUACAAUAUAAUAUAGUACAUUAAUUGUUACCAGAAAUAAUUAUCCAUUAAAAAUUGCGUUAUUAAACUAUUUGAUGUCAAUUGAAUAAUUUAGACUAAAUUAUUUCUGGAACUGAAAGAUUUCAGUGAAUAAGUAUACCUAUUUGUAUUUUUUAGAAAUAUGCCUC